Messenger RNA from Pteropus alecto (black flying fox), 1083 nucleotides. RefSeq names its product mitochondrial ribosomal protein S18B (gene MRPS18B). The record is from RefSeq and is a predicted model, not a curated record. Gene Ontology annotation, biological process: mitochondrial translation. NCBI's taxonomy places the organism in Eukaryota, Metazoa, Chordata, Mammalia, Chiroptera, Pteropodidae. The coding region runs from base 10 to 783 and encodes 257 amino acids. Gene Ontology annotation, molecular function: structural constituent of ribosome. Gene Ontology annotation, cellular component: ribosome; mitochondrion. The transcript is spliced from 7 exons.
UACGUCAAGAUGGCGGCCUCCGCAUUCAAUACGCCGCUGAGGCACCUUCCUAGACUUUCGUCAAUCAGAAGUGCCUACGGAGUUCAGGUUCCCCUCCAGACUCUUUGCACCGAAGCCCGCCUUGAGGACAAUUCUUUGCCCUUGUUUCCCAUUUCCCCUUAUAAGGAUGAACCCUGGAAAUAUCUGGACUCAGAAGAAUACCAGACCCGUUAUGGUUCUCGCCCUGUCUGGGCUGACUACCGUCGAAACCACAAAGGUGGGAUACCUCCACAGCGGACUCGAAAGACAUGUAUUCGUAAAAAUAAAGUUGCUGGGAACCCCUGCCCUAUCUGCCGGGAUCACAAGCUGCACAUUGACUUUAGGAACGUGAAGCUCUUGGGACAGUUUGUCUGUGCCCACACCGGUGUCAUCUUCCAUGCGCCAUACACAGGGGUCUGUAUGAAGCAGCACAAGAAGUUGACCCAGGCCAUCCAGAAAGCUAGGGAUCAUGGUCUCCUGAGUUACCACAUUCCCCAGGUUGAACCUCGGGACCUUGACUUCAGUAAUUCUCAUGGAGCUGUGAGUGCAACUCCUCCAGCCCCUACUCUGGUUUCAGGUGACCCCUGGUACCCAUGGUACAGCUGGAAACAGCCACGAGAGAGAGAGCUGUCCCGCCUUCGUCGGCUAUAUCAAGGCCACCUCCAAGAAGAGAGUGGCCCCCCACCUGAGUCAAUGCCUGAGGUGCCACUCACAACUGGAGCUGAAGCCUCCACUGAACAGGCGGGCCCCCAAAGUACUCUGUAGGAGCUGUAGACUGGAAAGGGUGCCUGAGAGAUUAGGAGAUAAUGCCUAGGAAUUAUGUGAUGGGAUUUCAUCCUGAAGAGUUGUGUCUAUUUUGUGGCCAAUGGCAGGUCCAGAACCAGAGAAAGGAAAUGGUUGUUGUUGAAGGGGAUGAGUACAUCUGAGGUUGAGAGAGGGCAGUACAGUUGUCUAUGGGAAAUUAUAACCCCCAUGUAAUGUAAAAAGAUGUGUUCAACAUUCUGUUGCUGUUGCAGACUUCUGCCAACUGCUUUUUCACAAUAAAACUGUUUCUCCUGUCUCUGG